Molecule: messenger RNA, 4506 nt
Organism: Eupeodes corollae
Lineage: Eukaryota; Metazoa; Arthropoda; Insecta; Diptera; Syrphidae
Gene: Zdhhc8
Product: palmitoyltransferase ZDHHC8
Exons: 9
Coding region: 1172-3799 (875 amino acids)
Biological process (GO): protein palmitoylation
Molecular function (GO): palmitoyltransferase activity
Source: RefSeq, a predicted model, not a curated record
AAUAAAGAAAAACCAGAAAAGUCAGACUCAGAGCACAGGUGAAAAAUUGUCGUCUCGGGAACAUGGAAGUGCGUGAGAAAAUUUCAUAGAAAAAAGAAAUUACCAAAUUAACACAAAAAAAGGUUAAGAAAAAAGUUAAAACCAACAUAACCAUCAUCAAAAUCUCCAAAAAUAAAAUUACCACAUAACUAGCAAAAUCGAUUCCUCUUCCAUCCAAUACCUUUUCCCUUAAUUAAACGAACGACGACGACGAGUCCAACAACAAACCAGCAACCAGCAAGAAAGAAAAUUUCAUCCCAACUAGAGAAGAGGAGAAAAUUCCAAACUUUCGAUCGCUUCCAUUUUCCGCCGCUUUAAGAAAAUAUAGAAAAAUUACAACACAAAAGCAGAAAGAAAAGAAAAACGAACCACCCAUUUUUGAUCAUAAUUCAUAAUUCAUUAAUCAAAUAUCGAAUUAAAUCAUCCGCGAAAAAUAUUGCGUGCGAUUAAAAUUCUGUGUGCCUUUUUUCGUGCAAGAAAAAUAUAAAAAAAAGAAAAAGAAAACCCUCCGCCCCUCUGUUUAUAGCAUAAAAGUGUGUGUUUUCUGAAAAGAAAAGAAAAAAAAUCGUUAUCAGAAAAGGAGGUUCCCUUUUCCACACGAAACCAGGCAAAAUAUAAGUAAUUCCAAAAAAUAAAAUUAAUUUAAUAGUCGGGCGCAGUAGUGGAUUAUCUUUUUUGAGUAAUACAAAAGAAAAAGAGUGCAGAAUAAAUAGAAAAGAAAAAGUGUUCAGCGUGUGUAUAUAUAAUUAUUUUAUACACCUGUCUGUAUUCUCUCGGUUUUCGCGAACAAGAAAAGAAGUAGGCGACGAAGAGGAAAAAAAAGUCCAUCAAUGGAUGAGUGAAAUAUUGCCUAAUCCCGAAGGACACUCUAGAGAAACCCCCUUCUCUCUCUGCGUUGUGUGCAAAAAAUCCCCAAAAAGAAAAAGAAAACGGAGGAAAAAAGUGAAAGCAAACCUUUCCUCAAGCUUCGCAUCAGCAUAAGCAAAAGCAAAAAAGAAUCAGACCAGAGCGCAGCAGCUUCCUAAAUCUUUCACAAUUAGUUUCUUUGAAUUUUAUUUCUAAUUUAAUUUUAACUUGAACACAAGACAAAAAAUACCCAAAGGAUAAUUAGCAAUAAGAGCAGAAAGGAGAGAUGCCGAAAUGCGAUGUCAAAACUCGAUAUAUUCCUGCGACAUUUGCCUGGAUCCUGCUCCUGUCGACAACCUUCCUGUUUUUCUUUUAUCCAUGCCAAUACUACGUCUACCAACAUCCAUGGGUGCCAGCUUAUCAAGGUGUCAUCACGUUUUUCGUUUUAGCAAAUUUUACACUAGCGACAUUUAUGGACCCCGGUGUGAUUCCGAAAGCAUCUCCUGAUGAAGAUCGUGAGGAGGAAUUUCGAGCGCCUUUGUAUAAAAACGCCGAAAUAAAUGGCAUAACAGUGCGGAUGAAAUGGUGUGUCACUUGUAAAUUCUAUCGACCGCCAAGAUGUUCACAUUGUUCAGUAUGCAAUCAUUGUAUAGAAACUUUCGACCAUCAUUGUCCGUGGGUGAACAAUUGUAUAGGACGAAGAAAUUAUCGUUUUUUCUUUUUCUUCCUUGUAUCAUUAUCGAUACACAUGCUGAGUAUAUUCUCAUUAUGUUUGUUUUAUAUUCUCAAACAUAUGAAUGUCAUAAAGCAAACAGAACCUAUUGUAGCUAUUUGCCUUAUGGGCAUUGUAACAGUUUUAGCAAUCCCAAUAUUUGGUUUAACUGGAUUCCAUAUGGUAUUGGUUUCUCGUGGCCGUACGACGAAUGAACAGGUGACUGGAAAAUUCAAAGGUGGCUAUAAUCCUUUCUCACGUGGUUGUUGGCACAAUUGUUGCUACACCCAGUUUGGUCCACAAUAUCCGAGCUUGCUUAAGCCCGAAAAAUAUGCUGCUCGUCGAUCGCAUAAAGAUAACCAAGGCAUCAGUACAAUAACCAGCGAUAGGGAGAAUAAUACAGCGGGAGGCGGCGGAAUGGGUCGCAAUAAUGCAACUAGCCAAAAUUCUACAGGGAUGCAAUCAAACUAUUACGACCGGGACAGACAUCAUACUCAGGUAAAGACUUAUACGGACCAGGGCAAUGGUUAUAAUCAACGGUCGGGCAGUUCAACGCUUUAUAGUAAGCUUUCACCGGGCCGUGAUUGCUCAGAUACUGACAUGGAUCCACCACAAGCAUCCCAAAGUCAAGAUUGCGAGCCAACCCCACCGUUGCAGAGGCAUAAUUCAAGUAAUUUUUAUCUGCCCCCAAUUGAGAAUACAAAUAUGGUGGUUGGUGCAAAUGGACCUAGUGGUGUAGGUGGAGGAGGUGGUCCAGAAUCUCCGCGUCACAUGAGAAUGUAUCAUCCGCGGCAUAGUCCUCAUUCAAGACAGAGAGGGCUUGAACCACAGCGAGUUUAUAAUCCUGAUGCACUUUCGCCUGACCAUCCAACGCACCCGGGAAAUCCAGCAAUAGUGGCAGCACAAAAUCGAGCCGUUACCUCAGCCACACCCACAAUGCAGCAACGAAUCAAAGCACUGGGCGUAGCGACCCCCUUAGCCAUGUCUAGUCCAGUCCGAAGGUCUAAUCCUGGCACCCCAACUCAACCACGUCGACCAGACUUCAUAGCCGUUGGCUUAAAUCAACAACAAUCGCUUCAACCAAACAACAAUCAGCAGCAGCAACAGCAACAACAGUCACAAAUUUACUAUGAAUAUGCUCCGGGGCUGCCCACACAACAGCAGCAACAACAACAACAACAGCAGCAGCAGCAACAACAACAACAAAUGAUGAUGCACCACAAUGGUUUAUCACAACAACAACAACAGCGUGGCAUGGGAGUUGGAAGUGCCAUUGGGGGUAUGAUGUUAGCAAAUAAUAGUCAAUAUGGAUCGCCCCAGCGACGUUUUCUUUCUGAAGGUGAAUUAGUUCGACAAGGUGGAGGAAGCAGUGGUCCCUCCGCCAACGAAUUGUCCUACGCUCGAACGAACAACACAGUCGACAAUAUACGCGAGCUCGCUGGUAGCCCUCAACGUGGUGUCUAUAUGUGGAAGGAUACAUCGCCAGGCUUCAAUAAUGGCAGCAAUGGUGGCGGCGGUAAUAGUGCAGGCACUAUGCCGAAUCAUCAUCCAGGCCAAUAUAUGAAUAUGGCGCAACACCCCUUGAGUCAUGUUCUCAAUCAAGUCCGCCUACCAUUGAACGAAUACCAUCAGCAGCAGCAGCACCAAAUGCAAUACGACAUUCAUCACCAUCGAUCGAAUCCGACGAGUCCAACUAUUGUUGUGGCCACCUCACAGCAUUUAUCACCAAAUCCAGUUCAAACAUCACAGCCAUACGGAAUGAUGCGAUAUGGCGGCGGAGGAGGCGGUAGCAAUAAUUCAUCAACGAGCACCGUGGUGGCACAGUCAUCGUCGACGAAUACAAUGGUUGGCAGUGCGGGUAGUGGCGGUGGUGGCUAUCAACCAGCCCUGAGAGGUGGCGUCCCUGUCUUUCCUCCGAAUCCGAAUCUACAACAAACACAACCCUCGCCGCAGAUUAAACGAAAGCAAACACCCACACGACCGAUGUCAUUUGUUCGAGCUCUAGAAAUGACAGAUUCCAUGGAAAUGCAAUCAAUGGAUCAACAACAAGCUCGAAAUAAUGGCAGUGUAGUGAAUUCAGGAAAUAACAUGUCGAACAAUAGCUUAGGCCCUUCAUCAUCUGUGGCCAAUCAACAGAGGGCAACUACACCAACACCAGAUCGAGCAAGUGUAUAUGAUAUGAAUUAUGAGAUAUCUGUAUAACCCAUUAAGAAAGUUUCACCUAAUCCUGCCUUUGGUCCAGCUUCAAAACCUAAGAUAUUAUCUACCUUUUUUUGAGGUCCUUUCUUUAUACAAAAGAAAUAGCUUUAAGAGUGUUUGUGUUUUGACAGAGCAAAUAUAUAUUCUACAAUCGGGAUAAUUUUGUCCUAGUUUUGUCUUUGUUCCAAAACUUUCGACAUUCUUUUACCCUAACCUUGACCUAAAACUAAACUUAAUUAAAAAAGUAUCGUGUCGUAUUUUGCAUUUAAUAAACUUGGUCAUCCUACUAAAUGAGCUUCAAGAUUGCAAACAAUCUAAACAAUUCGACACAGGAUGUACAAUUAAAAAUAUUUUCAAUUUGCUUCAAACACACAAACCAGCUCCACUAUUUUCAGGAAUUCUUAUAUUUAAGUUCCAAUUUCCAUGCAUCGAUCCGCGUAGUGACAAAAUUAGUUUUGUAUUCAAAAGUAAAAUUUUUGUUACCAGCUUACUGGCCGUGCCAUUAAGAUGUUUACAUCCAUUUCUAAAAUGUGAGCUGCCUCAAUUUAAAACAUUGGCAAACGAAAGUACUCUUUUAUACGCGUUUAAAACGCUUUGACCAAAAAAGGCAGGAUAUUCCCUUUGCUGUUCCUUCACCUCAUAGAUAAAGUUUUAUUUUUUUUAAUUUUCUUUUUCUAAAUAAAACAAAAAAAAAAACAACUUUUCUACUU